This is a messenger RNA of Malania oleifera, 1635 nucleotides long. RefSeq names its product protein neprosin-like. The transcript has 7 exons. NCBI's taxonomy places the organism in Eukaryota, Viridiplantae, Streptophyta, Magnoliopsida, Santalales, Ximeniaceae. The record is from RefSeq and is a predicted model, not a curated record. Bases 190 to 1455 code for a protein of 421 amino acids.
UGAACAGAAUAAGCAACUAACCAAUCUGUCUUUUGAAUUUGGUGAAUUCUCAAUUUUCAGAACCCGCCCAACAUUUACUGCUAUAAUUCUCACCAACAUGAUAUUCUCCAAAACGCACUCAAAACCAUAGGCUUUCUCUGUGUUUGGGUUUCUGAGAUCUUCUUCGGGUUUUAGAAUAGUUUAAGCUAUAUGGCUGCAUAUGAAUUGUGGAAGGAGAAGCUUCUCUUCUUCUGGGUUUUGCUCAUCUCUCUAUCCUCUUCUGCUGGUAGGAAGAUUGAACUUGAAGAGGCCAAGAAGCACUUGAGUAGGUUCAACAAAACUCCUCUCAAGACCAUUAAGAGCCCAGAUGGGGAUAUUAUUGACUGUGUUCCAGUCUCUCAGCAGCCAGCCUUUGAUCACCCUCUCCUCAAAAACCACACAAUUCAGAUGAAGCCUAGCUUCCACCCAGAGGGCUUGUUUGAUGAAAGCAAGGUGUCUACAAGUACAAAACCAAGGAGAUCCUCAAAGCCAGUUACUCAACUAUGGCACUUGAAAGGGGAAUGCCCAGAAGGCACCAUACCCAUAAGAAGAACAAAAAGGGAGGAUGUGUUGAGAGCAAGUUCUGUCCAAAAAUUUGGCAAGAAGCACCCAGGGAGCAUCUCACACACCCUGUUGUCUCCUGAUGAUGAUACUGACAACGGCAAGAGUCAUCAGCAUGCAAUAGCGUAUGUUGGGGGAGCAGACAACAUUUAUUUUGGAGCAAAAGCAACUAUAAAUGUUUGGAAACCCAGAAUACAGAAGGCUUCUCAUGAGUUCAGCCUGGCUCAGUUCUGGAUCUUGAGUGGUUCUUUUGGGCAGGAUCUCAACACAAUUGAAGCUGGUUGGCAGGUCAAUCCCAAUCUCUAUGGUGACAGCAGAACAAGGUUCUUCACGUACUGGACUAGUGACAAUUACCAAGCCACAGGCUGCUACAACUUGCUCUGCUCAGGCUUUAUUCAAAUCAACUCUAAGAUUGCACUGGGUGCAAGCAUAGAACCCAUUUCUGGCUAUGGCAGUUCCCAGUUUGACAUCUCCAUACUUGUUUGGAAGGAUGGAAUGAAUGGGCAUUGGUGGAUGCAAUUUGGGAAUGAGGUUAUACUGGGUUACUGGCCAGCUUUCAUAUUUUCACACUUGGUGAAGAGUGCUUCAAUGGUACAGUGGGGAGGGGAGGUGCUGAACUCAGGGGGAGAGGCAGGAGAUUACACUUCAACCCAAAUGGGGAGCGGGCAUUUUCCUGAUGAAGGUUAUGGGAAGGCUAGCUAUUUCAAGAACCUCCUUGUAGUUGAUGACUCCAACAAUCUCAUUUACCCUAAAGGCAUUUCCCCAUUCACUGACCAACACAAUUGUUAUGACAUCAAACUUGGCAAUGGCAUUGAUUGGGGUUUUUACUUUUACUUUGGAGGCCCUGGUGCCAAAAGCUCAGGCUGCCCACUCUGAACUCAAUCCAAUUGAAAGAACAGAUAGUCGACUUCUCAUUCUCUCUCUCUCUUUCUCAAGAGAUCAUUUCUCACUCUCUGUAUUCUUUGUUGUGGUGUCAAUGAAUUCAAUUUGUGGCAGUCUUGUAAUUAUUUUGAAAAUUGACAAUGAAAAAUAAAAACUAUUCUUUGCGUCUAAAAA